Messenger RNA from Cydia fagiglandana, 772 nucleotides. RefSeq lists its product as uncharacterized. The transcript is spliced from 5 exons. The record is from RefSeq and is a predicted model, not a curated record. The coding region runs from base 124 to 756 and encodes 210 amino acids. NCBI's taxonomy places the organism in Eukaryota, Metazoa, Arthropoda, Insecta, Lepidoptera, Tortricidae.
GCGGCCCGGAAGUGACGUAAGGUGUGAAAGUGCGGUGCGCGCGCGCCGUGCUGCAGUUGUAUCGCUGACGGCUCUCGCGGGCAGCGCAUCGCCAAACGCCGCAGGAGACACCCGCAACGUGAAAUGUUCUUCAACGCCGGUAUCGUCCUGCUCUGCAUUGCGAGUUGCCUCUCUGCGCCAGUAGACGACCCUAUUCGGGUGGAGCUCCCGGUGUACGACCAACCGCAAGCCAGCUCCGACGUUGCUACCGUUCCCGUGGUAGCGGAUCAGCGCUCAGAAUCAGCCAGAAGUGACAAGUCGAUUGUCGGGAAUCUCAUUGCGCAUAAAAUUGAUGAGCUUGGCAAAAGAAUUGCACAUAAUAAUAAAUAUCACAAUCAUGCACAAUUGGCACACUACGAGGGAGCUGAAUAUUUAGCAACGGGAUAUUUUGGUGCACCGCCGACGACGCUUGAAGGCGCUAUUCUUGAAUCUGAGGGAUACGGCAGCAAGAAAUUGUCACUGAAGGAAAAUUUACACGGCAUCGUCGCAGGACUCUUGCAACCCAAACCUAUAGUGGAUACGAUAAAGGAAGAAGAAAAAUAUGGUAACUCGGGCGACAAGUUUAUCACAGCUGGGAGAGCCUUAGUCACCGGAGCAGAGGGAGUAUCGAAUCUCGUUAACUCGGUUCUUGAGGUGCCUGGGACAAUAUUCAAGAAAAUAACAAGGAUCGCAACUGAAAAGCUUAAUAACUUGGGUGGAAAGAUAAUUGGCCUCUAAUAUGUAGGUAGUUUAA